Entamoeba invadens IP1 is the source of this 465-nucleotide messenger RNA. RefSeq lists its product as hypothetical. The coding region runs from base 1 to 465 and encodes 154 amino acids. The transcript has a single exon. The record is from RefSeq and is a predicted model, not a curated record. Lineage: Eukaryota; Evosea; Mastigamoebida; Endamoebidae.
AUGAGAACUUUAAUUCUCUUAACAUUAACAGUGUUUACUGCUUUUUCGAAUAAUUGUAAUCCACCUGUUUACAAAUGCCUAUCAUGCAAAACACAACAUGGAAAUGAAUGUGAAAAAUGUGAAGCAGAAUAUUAUUUAAAAGAUAAUGAAUGUGAUAAUUGUUCUGGUGGCUGUUUAAACUGUUCUGAUGCUGACACCUGCACCAAAUGUAAAAAUGGCUAUUAUUUAUAUGAUAAAGCUUGUACAUCAUGUAAAUAUGGCUGUUCUGAAUGCAGUGAUUCUAAGAAGUGUUAUGACUGUUUUGAGGGAUUUAUCUUAAAGAAAAUAAAUGCAAUGCUUGUUCUGAUAAUUGCGCAAAAUGUACUGAUGCUAAUACUUGUAAAGUCUGCAAAUCUGGUUUUUAUCUUGAAGAAAAUAAAUGCAAAGCAGAAGUCGAGUGUAAUACUCCAACACCUGGAUGUUUGA